AUGCUCUUCGUAUGGCGCUUUGUGCGGCCUUCACUGCUCCAGACCUAUUGCCACUCACCGUCCGGAUCUUGGGCGCUUGUGACAGGCAGCAGCGACGGUAUAGGCCGUGGCUUCGCUGAAGAGCUUCUGGACCGCGGCUUCAACGUCCUACUGCAUGGUCGCAACGCAGAGAAGCUGCAACGACUACAGUCUGAGCUGGCAGAGCACUUCCCUAAGCGCACGGUCGAUUCCGUGGUUGCUGAUGCUGGAAGCUAUGAUCGGCCGGAGCGGACUGUCGUGGACAAGGUGAAAUCCUUACCCGGGCAACUAACGAUCCUAGUAAACAAUGUUGGCGGUGUUCAUUCGUCUCCGGCACACACCGCAUUCACGGAGGUCACGGAUAUCGACAACCAGAUCAACGUCAACCUGCGCUUUCCCACGCAGCUCACCCAGGCCUUACUACCGACACUCAAAGCUAACAAGCCAGCACUCAUCUUGAACUGCGGCUCUGCGGCAGGCGUUAUAGGCUUACCUUACACCGUCGUAUACAGCGGCACUAAAGCUUAUAACCAUACUUUCACCCAAGCCCUUCACGCGGAGCUCAUCGCAGAAGGCAUGGACAAGGACAUCGAGGUCAUGGGUUUCAUCAUCGCCAAUACGGAAUCGAAUAGUAAUCGAGUCGCUCAGCCAGACUUCUUCACGCUGACAUCCAGAGACUGUGCCGCUGGAUGUCUUGACCGGGUCGGCAGUGGCAACGUGCUCGAAUACCCUAGUUGGAAGGUGGGAUUGCAAUUGCGCGUUGUGGCAAUGCUGCCGGAAAGGGUGCGACGGAAUACGAUAAUCGACAUUAUGAGGGAGAGAGUGGAGGAGGAAAGGGCGACGUUGAAGUCGCAGUAA
This is a messenger RNA of Baudoinia panamericana UAMH 10762, 876 nucleotides long. RefSeq lists its product as uncharacterized. The coding region runs from base 1 to 876 and encodes 291 amino acids. NCBI's taxonomy places the organism in Eukaryota, Fungi, Ascomycota, Dothideomycetes, Mycosphaerellales, Teratosphaeriaceae. Gene Ontology annotation, cellular component: endoplasmic reticulum. The record is from RefSeq and is a predicted model, not a curated record. Gene Ontology annotation, molecular function: oxidoreductase activity. The transcript has a single exon.